AUGGUUCCCGACUUUGAAUCCAUCAUGGGUGAGACCUACCACCAACAGUUUGCAGAAGAUUCUAUACUCAAUUUAAAUGUUGACGAGAUGCGAAUGGAAAAACUUCUUACCAAAAACGAUAUUUCUUGUCUGAAGCGGCUGAUCGUUAAGUUCCGUCUGCACUUGAAAGAAGGCCACGAGAACAUCGAGCAGAACGGAAAAGGAGAUAUUCUACUGGACCACGCAAUCUUCAUCAACGAUCUAAUGAUCAAGAGAACAGAGGCUUUGCAGGCAGCAGCCAAACACGAGAAGGACAAGAACAAGCGCUCAGAGCACUUCAUGGUUACAGUCAGUCUCUUCAAAAAAGGCCUCAUUGCCUUUGAAAAGCAACAAGUCCCACUCCGCCGUCACCUCGCUCGCAUGGCUUUCGCUAAAACUGAUGAAGGUGCUGCCUAUUUCAAACAAAAGGCACGAGAGGAGAUGGCCGCAAUCAUCAAGGAAAGAGUAGACGAGUAUAGAAGGAUAGAGGCUGAAAAAGAGGCGCAACCAAAAGAAAUAACGGUAAAGGAUGCACCGAAGAAAUUGGAAAAAGUGGUGGAAGAAGAUCAAAAGGAUUUGGAAAGUGAGGAAGAAAACAGAGUAAUCAUAAAAGAAGAGAAGGGCGAGAUCAAAGAGGAACAACCGAUAAGCUCAUAA
Caenorhabditis briggsae is the source of this 675-nucleotide messenger RNA. NCBI's taxonomy places the organism in Eukaryota, Metazoa, Nematoda, Chromadorea, Rhabditida, Rhabditidae. The record is from RefSeq and is a predicted model, not a curated record. The transcript has 4 exons. The coding region runs from base 1 to 675 and encodes 224 amino acids.